AUGGGAAAUAAUAUUAAAUCAGCCAGUAAUGAUCGGGAGGCCCCUACUAGGAGUUUAUAUGAAGAAGAGGUAUCCCCAUCAGCUUCAUCAUCAACAAAUUAUCAAGACGAUUUGCAGAGUUACAAGUCAUAUAUUACACAACAUCAAAUUAUUGAUCAAAUACAAUUUCGAUCACUUCCCGAUAAGUUUUGUAGUGUGAGAAUUUUGAUAAUGCAAAGUGGAAUGAAUGGCAAUACACUCAUGUACGAUACUCAUCAUGAUAAUAACUUUAAACAAUUUAAAGCCAAAUUAAAUCAAAAUACAAAGGAGGUUAAUGAAAGAUUUAGAAAAAUGCAAAUGUUGAAGAGUACAAGAGCUGUCAACAAGAUUAAGACCAGCUCACCAUCUUUGAAACCACUAUUGGGAGGUUUAUCUCAAAAUAAUUUGAAUCAAUCCUUCCAAUCACAAACAAAUAAUACUUCGAGUAAUAAUAAUAUUAAUAACAAACAAUCAGUGGGAAUGAACGAUACUAGUAUUCUAGGUGAAAUAUUAUUUGGAUCUAUUCCAAUACAGAUACUUGGACAAAAUACUAAAAUUCACACUCUUUCACAGCACAAACAAACCUGUCUCAGUAAGGUGUUCAGAGUUGGUUUGCCAGUCAGUACAAUAAUUAAGACAGACGUACAGAGUGAUCAUGGAGAUGACUCUAGCUCAACAUCAAAGGAUAUUCCACCAAAUACAGAACCAAAUCCAAACCCCGUUAGCACAUCACCAACACCAUCACCAACUGUGAGAAAUAGAGCUGUCAGUAUAAUUCAACAACCAAAUGCAAACCAAGUAUCAGCAACUGCUUAUAGUCCAAACACCUUGGGUACUCGUAAUAGAAGCUAUUCCACAUCUGUUACAGAUGCCAUUAGAGAUAAUUUCACUGAAAAAGCAGCUGCUGCCUCUACUACCACUGAAGAUACAAAGCAAGCUCACAAGAAGAAAGACAGAAAAAAGAAGCUACACAAAGAUCAGGAUAUUUCAUUCAUGUGCAAAUCUUCAUUUGGAAUAGCUGUCUUAUUGGUUUUCCAUGACUGUGGAGAAGAUAAGGAUGAGCUUCAAAAUCCAAGUCAGUUGCAAAGACUCAUAUUCUCUCACUUCCCAAUAUUUGAACACAAACUGAGAAAAUUGCUCAACUCUUGUAAAAACUCAAUUCAAAACUACCUGAAGAAGAAAGUUGAUGAAGCUCGAGAAUCAGACAAGCUAGACGAAAUUUUCAGUGGUUUUACUUUCAAUAUCAAAUCAUUCCAUGGAUGUCUUCAAGAUUCUGAAGAAAUUUCUAAUGCAUCCAUAGAUUUCAACAAGUUUAUUAUCUCUUUCCUACAUGCGCCUCGUUUCAAUGAACCAAUUUGGCAAUCACAAUCACUUUUGCCUCUUGAAAAAUCUAACAAUUUCUCUACCUUUUUAACUGAUCUUGCCUUGCUAACGAGGAAAGACGAACAACAUCUUUCAUUCUUUUCUCUAGUGUUGACUACCAUUUUAUCAAACCACCUUUCAUGGGUUUCACAAUUCAUACAAUCUGAAAGGAGUGACUGUGAUGAUAAUCCUUCACUACUCAUUCAGAAAUAUCUAAAAUCUCUGUAUGGAAGUGGCUACCUUCCAACAUUGACAUCUGGUGAACAAGACAAGAAAGGUCUGAAAAAGUUUUGUAAAAUAAUUGUUGUUGGAAGUAAUAACAAAGAUAUUAGAUAUUGUAUAUCCAUGAUUACGUUCCUCCUUCAAUCAACUCUACUUUUAGAAAAAGAAUUUUCCAUUGACAAGCCUCAACAAUCCUCCAAUCUCGAUUCUAAAUUCCUUCCAGAAACUCUUUUAACCCUAACUCCAAUGCAAUUUGUUGAAAUGAAACCUCCACUUAAAACUAAGCCACGACAAAAACACUCCCACGACACAACGAAUCCAAAUAUAGCUAUUCAUACAAUAGAGAGUGAUUCAGAUGAAGAUUCUGAAUAUCAUAUCAAACCUGUAGUUUUAGUUCCAAAACCUAAUUUCACACUUGCAGCUUAUGACAAUAACGUUGAGGAAAUGAAUUUGAAAAUGAAAUUCAACAAGUUUGGAAAUUCACUUUUUGCUGACGUUUGUACGUGGUAUUGUGGUGGAUUCGUAAUAUCUGGCUUGCCUAGGUAUGUCAAUUUCCAAAAGGAGCUCAUAGAAGACUUGGAAUUCAUUCAAACAGAAAGCAUUGAUGGAGAUCCAAGAUUACCAGAUGUAGCCAGUUGCAUUAUAAUUGAUAUUGAAGGAAGGUCUUGCAAUGUUGUAACGAGUAAGCACAAGACAGCUAAAUUCGAAGAAGGUCAUAACUCUAGCAUAAUCUCCAAGUUAUUGCACGAACUUUUAUUCCUUAGAUCAGUAGAUCAGACAUCAGAAGGUGAAAAAGCAUGUGAGCAGAUAUUUAAAGAUACACUUUAUGGACUAGUUCUAAAGACCAAGCUUAUGUUUUCAAUUGUGGACUCGAUAGAUUCGGAAACGAAUAGAAUUAUACCAACAAACGCCGUUCAUUGGCGCUCUGAUUCCAAACAAACACCAACAAAGAGUUUAUCAGAACAACUCAAAAAGAUACUUGUAUCCAAACCUAAGAAGAAUGGAUCUGAGAGAAUCACCUACGAGCAAUUGUCUCAUCUAUUACAUGUUAAUAUUUCAGACAUACCCUUACUCAUGUCCAUUGCCAGUGCUUUCCGUAGUGAUAUUUCAAAGAAGGUCAUUCCACAUAAAGUGUCAAAAAAGAAAAAACGAUAA
This is a messenger RNA of Naegleria gruberi, 2757 nucleotides long. RefSeq lists its product as uncharacterized. Gene Ontology annotation, cellular component: cytoplasm. Gene Ontology annotation, molecular function: protein-folding chaperone binding; ATPase inhibitor activity. The coding region runs from base 1 to 2757 and encodes 918 amino acids. NCBI's taxonomy places the organism in Eukaryota, Heterolobosea, Eutetramitea, Acrasida, Naegleriidae. The record is from RefSeq and is a predicted model, not a curated record. The transcript is spliced from 2 exons.